Messenger RNA from Penicillium concentricum, 674 nucleotides. Its product is annotated as autophagy-related protein 101. Gene Ontology annotation, cellular component: phagophore assembly site. Bases 45 to 674 code for a protein of 209 amino acids. The record is from RefSeq and is a predicted model, not a curated record. The transcript is spliced from 3 exons. Gene Ontology annotation, biological process: autophagosome assembly; autophagy. Lineage: Eukaryota; Fungi; Ascomycota; Eurotiomycetes; Eurotiales; Aspergillaceae.
UGAGACUGCACACACACCCAACCCGCUUGGUUGCGAGCUGCGUCAUGGCGGGGAUGGAGCCCCGCAAAACCCCUCCGGAGUACUUCCUGGAGAUCUUCGCCGACACCACCCAUGUGCGAGAUGUACUGAAGGGUGUCCUCAACCUCAUUUUCUUCCACCGUUACUUCCCUUCAAUUCGGCCAGUCACCUUUGACGUGCUGGACUUCACACUCCCCGCUAUAAACGAUGCAGAUCUAGAGACACUGAUUGAAUCGCGGAUAUCCACUCUGGUCCGGCAGCACCUGUCCUCCGCAGCCGGCGGGCAGGAUGGCCAAAUUGUCGGUGGAGGCGGGGGUGUGCGAGGGCGAAUCGCAAUCGAGUUCUACGACAAGAAACGGCGUCGUUCGGGGCACUGGUUUGGCGGACUGACAGGGAAAGGCGAGGAAGAGGUAUGCUGGGAGAUUUGGACACUUGAUGUGACAAUCGCAACACCGCGCACUGAGUCCGAACGAGCCAAGGUGCGCAAGGCCAUGGGAAAUAUGCUGCAAAAGGCAGCUUUAAAAAUCUUGAGCGUCGUCAAUCGAGACAAAGAUCAUAUCCCGCCCAUCACCACCAGCGACUCCAACCCAUUCCCCUAUAGGAUUGUAGUCAACCCUCGUGCUGACGGCUGGGGCAAUCGCAUCGGUCUCUACUGA